UUUGUCCUACGCCACCGACGCGUCUCGACACGAUACGUCAGCUGGGGACGAGCUGUCGGGCGCGCACGCGGUCGUCAUGGGACAAGCCCCCCGUCGGCCUCAGCCACACGCCCCUUUCCAUCAUUCCCCCGAUAAAUAAGUGAUUCCCCGCCCCAUAUUUUCCCUUCCCACUUUCCCGCCGCAUUCGACCCGCAUCUUAUCCCCCUUUCCCACUGACAAUCACCAUGGCAGGAACGAAACGCGCUGCGGAGGGCGAAGCAACGGGACCCACAACCCGCUCCGCGAAGGCGCCAAAGACCGAACACACGCACUCGAGGUCGCGCAAAGGCGGAAAGAAAGGGCCCAAGGUAAACAUCGCUGCGUCCGAGUUCAAAGCGCGCGCGGCGCCCCUGCAUGUCAAUUUUACGCACACACCACCCGUCCUCCCCGAUGCUCAGGGCAAAGAAGGCGUAUUUGAUCCCUCCACUGAUGCAGGCUAUAUCGGCACAGCAACCCUCCUUCCUUCCACAUUUGCCACUGGCAGCUACGGCUGGAAGGGAAGCAAGCGCUUUACCGUCGAGCUGCAGAACAGCGAGGGCGAGGAGAAAGAGAAGGUCCAUGUCAUGGUCACGAUAAACGCCACUGUAAUGGGAAGCAAGGGAGCGAAGGAAGAGGGUGGCGAAGAGGUCGCGGAGGAACACGUAGAAGGUCAGUCGGCAGAGGAACAUGCCGAGGAGAAGGCCGAGAACGGGACGGAAGCCAAGGAAGAAGCCGUGCACAAAGAAGAGGCCAUCCAGAAAGCAGAGACCGAGCAAGUCGAGGCAGAUAUCACCGAAGCGACGGAGGAACACAAGGAACCAAUCGUCGAGCCAGAGGCGGCAGCGGCGGCGGCAUAA
Laetiporus sulphureus 93-53 is the source of this 875-nucleotide messenger RNA. RefSeq lists its product as uncharacterized. The record is from RefSeq and is a predicted model, not a curated record. Lineage: Eukaryota; Fungi; Basidiomycota; Agaricomycetes; Polyporales; Laetiporaceae. The coding region runs from base 225 to 875 and encodes 216 amino acids. The transcript has 4 exons.